UGGGAACAGUCGGCCGGACUUCAGCGGAUCACACUGAUAUAAAUUAAAUGAUUAAACUGUGUUUACCAUACAGGCUGUUAUCAUCUCAACGGUAGGACUGUUAUACCAGUCAAGCCAAAGCGAAUGUGUUUUUAACUUCGCGAUGAGGGGAAGUAAACUAAGAUAGCUUAGCUGUCUAUCUAGAGAUAGUUAGCUAGGCAAAUUUAGACACUUUUUCAAGUAUUCGUGUCCAGAAAUAUGUUUAGUCUAUCGUGGAAAUAACGGCAGCCUAUUUUCCGCUUGACUAAGGAGAUGAUGUACAGUGAUAUAUCGUUGCGAUUGAAUGAGGAGUGUGGUACUUUCUUGCACUUCUUAGCCAGCUAAGAUAGCUAGCAUUAGCGAAGAGACAGCCUGCUGCCUAGCUAUUUUAUAAUCGUAAACUGAUUCAUGUGGCGUGUAAAAUAAAGAGAAAUAGGGUCAGCUUGCUAGUUAGAGCCAAGUUAACGCCAUGUGGGUAUUGACACGGAUUAUUAUUUUGUCGAAAUUCGAAGAAGUUUGCUGGACUCGGUAACUUCCCCUAUCAACAACCGGUUUCUGAACUAGGUUAGUCCGGUAACGUCGACGACUCGCCCCCUUCUGAAGUGGUUGCUGGCUGUUAUUUCUCCAGGAUCACGUCUUAAAACUAUCCUUCAGCUAAUAUUUGUAGUUAACCAAACUUUAAGCCCCAGUAAGUUUGAACCGAGGGAUAAGCAAGUGAGACAGACUGCGCUUUAAAAUUCCCCGGCGUUGUUGGAAAGUUGGUCGGGACUCCUACAUCGCGGGCCGAUGGCGAGGAGACGACUGGACAGUCGUAGCGGCCCCGCGGGACUGCUCGCCGACGCUCAGACACCAGUCCUCACGGAACCUCUGGACACUCUGUUUGAAAUCACCGGCGAGCUCGGCAGGGGGAAAUUUGCAGUGGUGAAGAAGUGUGUGGAGAAGGCGACAGGGAAGGUGUUUGCAGCAAAGUUCAUGCGGAAGCGGCGGAGGGGUCGUGACUGCAGGGCAGAGGUCAUCCAUGAGAUGGCAGUGCUGGAGGUGGCCAGGAACAAUCCACGUGUGAUCAACCUGCACAUGGCCUAUGAGACCGAGCACGACGUUGUGCUCCUGUUGGAGUAUGCAGCAGGCGGGGAAAUAUUUGACCACUGUGUGUCUGACGAGCUGAUGUCCGAGGGCCAGAUCAUCCGCCUGAUCCGCCAGACUCUAGAGGGCAUCCACCUGCUGCACCAGAGCAAUGUGGUGCACCUUGACCUGAAGCCUCAGAACAUCCUGCUGACAAGUUUAAACCCUUUGGGAGAUAUUAAAAUUGUGGACUUUGGUCUGGCACGCCGGCUGGGCUCUGCUGGAGAGCUACGAGAAAUCUUGGGCACGCCUGAGUAUGUAGCUCCAGAAAUCCUGAAUUAUGAACCGAUCACCACAGCUACAGAUCUCUGGAGCGUGGGAGUAAUCACCUACAUGCUGGUAACAGGAGAAUCUCCCUUCGCUGACGAGGAUAAGCAGCAGACCUUUCUGAAUGUCUCCCAGGUGAAUGUGGACUAUAGCAGAGAGGCCUUCUCAAGGGUGUCUGAGCUCGCUGUCCAUUUCAUCCAAAAACUACUUGUCAAAGCUCCAGAAGACCGACCCAGUGCUGCAGACUGCCUAAGUCAUCCUUGGCUGUGGCAGCAGGGCUCAGAGCCCAGUCCUGCUGUCCCGCGCACACCCCGGAGUGGGGGUAGUAAGUGCUCCGCCCCACCUGAGGACCUCGAAGACAAAGAGAACAUUCUGGAAUCUCCUCACGCCAAGAGGUUUCGCUUUGAGGAGGACUUGGUGGCAGGGAGGGAGGGCAGCCUCUGAUUGGGUGAUGUGGAAAAUACACACAUUCCUUCAUUGGUUUCUGGUCAUUUUUUUUUGAUCGGCCCAUGUAUUAACCACAGCAGGACCGGCACAAAUAACAUCAUGUUACUCUCCGAAAUCUUCUGGUCACACCAAAGAUGAUCCAAUGUUCAUAGCAUGAAGUCAUACUUCUGCAAUACUACAUGUAAGCAGGGCUCUCUAAAUCAGUGUCUUUCUUCUCCAUAUUUCAGCAGGUAUUCUAUUGUAUGUGGUUUUAUAUAUGUAUUUUAAUGUGGUCCAGUGUCUACAUUUUCUGUGAACAUCAUUGGCAAAUAUUUAUUUGAGGAUGAAUUCCAGUAAGGUGUCCAUAGUAUAAUUUAAAGUAAAGCUAUAAGGCCAGCACUGGAAACAAGGCCAAGGGUCCCUCUAGACCACAGAUAAUGAAAUGGACCAGAGAAGCUUAAUUUUCUCAACCUUUUUAUUUUUGUUAACCAAGAGGGUGUGUAAUAUGACCAGGGAGAUGCAUUGGGUUGCUUGAAAUGUAAGUCAUUUCGAAGUGUGUGUAUGCACGCUUCUGCUUUUGGUAAUGAAACAUCAGAGGGCUUUAUAGGCCAGUGACUCAGCCAAAGUGACCUGUCACUCCCUAAAUUGCUCGGAUGUUCUUUAGCAAGGAACACAUCCUCUUAGUCACUGGCAGUAUGCCAUAACGCAUAUGUUAAGGGAAGUAAAAGUCAAAUAAAUUGUACAUUUUUUAAUCUGUUUUCAUUUUAAGGGAGAUAUUUUUUUUGUAGCUCUUACCACAAGCUAUUUUCAUUUUGCUGGUUCUUUUUACUGCCAACAAGUAAUGGUCUCUGCAUUUAAUACGUGUGGCCGUUGUGUUACGUCUUUACCUGCGAGGAUGUACAUUCUGAUUUGAUUAGACAGAUCAGGAGACUUGGAGUCGAAUUUCCGUCUCAUGUAAUCUAUGCACUCAGUCAGGGUAUAGUCAUGUUGUUUUUUUAAUAUAAACGUAAUAGAUCAGAGUGUCUGGUCUUGGCUCCUAAAAUGCAAUCGUGUUUGUCUGUCCUUCUCCAUUCUGAGCCGCCUUCUCUCAGGGUCCACCGCACACCUCACUGCACAGGUCUCCCACAUCUGAUGGAUUCACAUACUUGUGUACUAAUCUAGUGUAUGUCAUGGAGGCAUGUAUAUGCAUCAGCCUCUGCUGCCUCCUUAUUGAUCGAUGUGCAGUGAUUUUAAUCUCAAAACAUCAGCAAGCACAAGUUUGUCCAGUUGAUGAAUUUUGACCUAUAUUUUUAAAAGUCAGGUGGGAUAUGGCAGGUUGCAGCAUUUAUGGUUCCAUUAUUUAAAAAAAAAAAAACUGAAAAGAGUGUUUAUGUAAUUAAUUGUAUUGGUCUGGGAUAAGUGGGGAACUGACUGAUAUCUGAUUCAUGCGGGCUGCUGUUAUUGCUUUGAGAUGAUGUGCUGAUGUAUAAGAAGGUGAAAUGAAGUAAAGAGUUAAGGUAUGUGCAAUGAGUUCCCAAAAAAGAAUGACAUGAUGUGACGCUUUGUGUCCGACAGUUCAGACCCAAAGGAACCACAGAGAUUUGGUAUCUCAUGUUUGUAAACAUGGGAGUUGGGAGUGUUGGAACUGGAAGUGGGUUUAAGGCCCAGUGUGAGUCCUUGGGGUAUAAUGCUCUGUUGGUCUGAGGAGGUUUGAGGAAUGUGUGUGUGUUUGUUUGCUGUGGGCUCAUGUGGCUUUCUAGAGAUGUCACCAGCUUGCAGUGUAAAAAGGGCCAUUGUCCCCAAGAUGGGCGUCAACCUGUGACAGGUCUAUGUUCACUGUGUGCUGUCAUCUUAAAGGACAAACAGGAGAAGUACUUCUGCAUUGUUUAGGGGCAUUAGGCAGGCAAAACUGGAAUUCUUGGUAAACAUGCUCGUGUGUCAUGUUUAAAAGGACAUAUACUUGAGUCAUGUAUAUGCAUAUACUUUUGUACAUACAUAUACUUUUCUAUGUUUGAAAUUAACAUUAGUUGAUGUAAAAAUUCAUUUCUAUGUCAGGAUUUAAGUUAUUUGAAAUGUGUUUCACUGUAGUUGCAAAGAAGCAUUAUAUUGCACCCUAGAGAAAAGACUGAUAAAAUCAACAUACGGGUUUCAGAUGUUCCUAAACACAAUGUAGGGGAUCAACAGUAUGUGCCAAAUUCUGAUUCACUACUUCACUGGUUUUCAAAUAAACAUGAUUUUAAAUCCUU
This is a messenger RNA of Electrophorus electricus (electric eel), 4058 nucleotides long. It is a transcript of the gene stk17b, whose product is annotated as serine/threonine kinase 17b (apoptosis-inducing). The record is from RefSeq and is a predicted model, not a curated record. Gene Ontology annotation, biological process: intracellular signal transduction; protein phosphorylation; positive regulation of apoptotic process. NCBI's taxonomy places the organism in Eukaryota, Metazoa, Chordata, Actinopteri, Gymnotiformes, Gymnotidae. Gene Ontology annotation, cellular component: nucleus. Gene Ontology annotation, molecular function: protein serine/threonine kinase activity; ATP binding.